UGUGCAUUCCAAAGCAAUUCGGAAAGUUUUCGCAGGAGUAUCAGAGAAGUAAACAUGUCAGCGUUUUUCAACUCUAAUAUGUUCGUGAUAUUACCGGUGCAACAUUACGUGGAAGCAAAUCUAUGUUCCGAACUAUCUAUGGGUUUCCAUCCAACGGUUACCGAAUUUGUGGAUGACCAAUGGAAGCAUCGGGUACAUCGUGAACAUCACAAUCCAAUUGUGCGUCGAUUAUUCAGGCAGGUGCAACAUGCUGCUCUCCUCCAGUCGUUAAACUAUACGCACUUCAAGGUUCCGACGAACAAGGUGGAAUGCAUAGCUGGCGAAAAUGACGAGUGGACACAUUGGAUUAUGCAUUUUACGGAAACGGAGUUAACGUUGCCUCACCGCACGCAGGAACCCAUAUUCUUUAUCAUCGGACGUGAAGACGACGUGCGCCGUGCGCUACAUAUAGUUGCACAUAUGGCCAAUGGUGAUAAUUUGUCGGAUGGUCUGCAUCUCGAUCCGUUCCGGAAGAGGGAUUACGCUAUCGUGAUUGAGCCUAAUUUCAGAGGGAACGGAAUUCACUAUACGCUUUGUCUGCAUGGGCAUUUUGAUGAAAGCGAUUAUCUCCCUCAGAAGAGCGGCAAUAGUGUGAGCUUGCAGAAAAAGCGGAUUUCGAAUGGACAUUAG
Molecule: messenger RNA, 669 nt
Organism: Gongylonema pulchrum
Lineage: Eukaryota; Metazoa; Nematoda; Chromadorea; Rhabditida; Gongylonematidae
Source: the annotation of a GenBank genome assembly